Messenger RNA from Manacus vitellinus (golden-collared manakin), 1529 nucleotides. It is a transcript of the gene VSX2, whose product is annotated as visual system homeobox 2. NCBI's taxonomy places the organism in Eukaryota, Metazoa, Chordata, Aves, Passeriformes, Pipridae. Gene Ontology annotation, cellular component: nucleus. The record is from RefSeq and is a predicted model, not a curated record. Gene Ontology annotation, biological process: regulation of transcription by RNA polymerase II. Gene Ontology annotation, molecular function: DNA-binding transcription factor activity, RNA polymerase II-specific; sequence-specific double-stranded DNA binding.
AUGAACGGGCGAAAAGCGGGCGCGGCGCUGGCCCCCCAGCCUGCCCGGCAAGCCCCAUGCCCGACAGGCGCGGCCUGGCCGCCGCCGCCACCGCCUCCGCCGCCCCCCGCGGAAGGGGGUCAAGCCCAGCUCCCGGGCCCAUCCUCCCCGUUGCCCAAACCGGUUUCGGUAAUCCCCAGGAGAUCCUUGGGACUUGAACAAGGGCCGGCCGUCGCACUCCGGCGCCCUGGCUCUCUGCCCGCGGGCACACUGCUGGCGGCCCGCUCUGUGCUGCAGCCCGCCGGGGUGGGGCGCGUGAGGCAUGGGGCUACCUGGGGGCCGGCGGCAAUCCCUGGCUUUUUACACUCAGCCCACCUCCUGGAGGUGCUCUCCGACCCCAGAGCGUCCACCUGCAGCCCUGCCCGGGCUCCCGGGCAGCUGGACAGCAGCCGACGGCCAUGCUCAGAUUCCGAGGAUGUCUCCUCCAGCGACCGAAAAAUGUCCAAAUCUUCCCUAAACCAGAGCAAGAAACGAAAGAAGAGGCGGCACAGGACAAUCUUCACAUCCUACCAACUGGAGGAACUGGAAAAGGCCUUCAAUGAGGCCCACUAUCCUGACGUAUAUGCUAGAGAGAUGUUGGCCAUGAAAACAGAGUUGCCAGAAGACAGGAUACAGGUUUGGUUCCAGAACCGCCGGGCCAAAUGGCGGAAGAGGGAGAAAUGCUGGGGCAGGAGCAGUGUGAUGGCUGAGUAUGGGCUCUACGGUGCCAUGGUGCGUCACUCCAUCCCACUGCCCGAGUCCAUCCUCAAGUCUGCCAAGGAUGGCAUCAUGGAGUCCUGUGCCCCUUGGCUCCUGGUUCAAGAUGGCUUUCCCAUGCCCAGGCGCUUUUCUAAACCCGAAUACCAACAAUUCUUUUUAGGGAUGCACAAAAAGUCUCUGGAGGCAGCGGCUGAGGCGGGGAGGAAGACAGAGGUGGAGCGCCAGGCCCUGCCCAAGCUUGACAAAGGUGACAAGGAAGAGAGGGGUCCGGAUCCCAAAACCACCAUUUCUCAGGAGGAACUGAGAGAAAACAGCAUUGCCGCCCUCAGGGCCAAAGCUCAGGAGCACAGCACCAAAGUCCUGGGGACCAUUGCUGGGGACACCCCAGCCCCAGGCAGGAAGCCGGAGACAGGGGAGGAGAUGGCAGUGGCAGAGGAUGAGAGACAGACGGAGAAGUUGAACUCGUCGCAGAAGGAGGAGAAGCUGAUCUAGGGGGAAGAAAGACGGUGGAAGCCAGCCCCGACAGACACUCUGUCCUCUGGGGACCACGUUCCUACUCAGACUGUCAGGCCUCCCUGGCCACCCCUGCCAGGGAGCAGGGCCCUGGUCUCUGUGUUUGGGGCUGCCUGGCAGGGGUGCCCAUUGCCUGUUCCCCUUGAGCAUACCCUUGCCCCUCAGUCCUCUGCCCCACCAGGCCUUCCUUACCCCCCACCCCUUCCUUUUGGGGGACACACAUCAUCAUUGCCACCUGAGAGGACACCAAGGCUCUGGUCCCUUCAGCCUCAUGACUG